GAGACUUUGGCUCGGGCCGAGUUCCCGGUCUCGGGAUCCUUGCAGGGAUUCCCUAAGCCACAUCCUCCUCGCCGUCCGCCCGCACUGGCGGGUCCUCCUGGUCCGCCGCCCCGUCUGCCCGGGCCCCCCAGCCUAAUCACUUGUCCCACUCCCCCUCCCUCAGUUCCCCCCAACCUGCGCCGGGAAGCCUUGCUGAGGGUCGCCCUGGUUUCUUGUCGACCGCAGAACCCGAAAGUUUGCAAGAGGAAGAGAGCGCGCAGCGAGCCAGCGGGCAAGGGGCAGCGGCAGCGGCGCCGGGGACCAUGGUGCUGCCGGCGCCUCCUCCGCGGGCGUGAAGGCGGCGCUCCCACUCCCUCCCCGGACUCUGCGGUGUCCCAGGACCUUUUGCUGACAAUUCCAGUUUCCAAAAGAAACAUUUGGGCGAUGGUGAGGGCUUCGAUCCCUUCUCUGAUUUGCUGUCAACCAUGAACGGGUGGAUGUGAUGCUUGCUGGCCAACAGGUGUCCCUCCGUGUGUUGCAGUCCUGUGGCAUUAUGCAUGCCCCCAACCAGUGACUCCCAGGCUUUUUAUGGCUGUGAGACACGAUAAAAGUUCAGGGGUAAGAAGUGACCUUUUGAGGUGACUAUACCUGAAGAUUGCUUUCCAGAAGCCAAAAAAGGUUUUUGAGUCAUGAUGCAAGAAUCUGGGACUGAGACAAAAAGUAACGGUUCAGCCAUCCAGAACGGGUCGAGCGGCGGCAACCACUUGCUCCCGUGCGCCAGCCUUCGCGAAGGCCGGUCCAACGGGGAGACACCGGCCGCGGACGCGGGGGCCGCCGAGCUCGCGCACGUGCAGCAGCAGCAGCAGCAGCAGGCACUUCAAGUGGCAAGACAGCUUCUCCUUCAGCAGCAACAACAGCAGCAAGUUAGUGGAUUAAAAUCUCCCAAGAGGAAUGACAAACAACCAGCCCUUCAGGUUCCCGUGUCAGUGGCUAUGAUGACACCUCAAGUUAUCACUCCCCAGCAAAUGCAGCAGAUCCUCCAGCAACAAGUGCUGAGCCCUCAGCAGCUCCAGGUCCUCCUCCAGCAACAGCAGGCCCUCAUGCUCCAACAGCAGCAGCUUCAAGAGUUUUAUAAAAAACAACAGGAACAGUUGCAGCUUCAACUUUUACAACAACAACAUGCUGGAAAACAGCCUAAAGAGCAGCAGCAGGUGGCUACCCAGCAGUUGGCUUUUCAGCAGCAGCUCCUCCAGAUGCAGCAGCUACAGCAGCAGCACCUCUUAUCUCUACAGCGCCAAGGCCUUCUUACAAUUCAGCCAGGGCAGCCUGCCCUUCCCCUCCAGCCCCUUGCUCAAGGCAUGAUUCCAACAGAACUGCAGCAGCUCUGGAAAGAAGUGACAAGUGCUCAUUCGGCAGAAGAAAGCACAGGCAGCAAUCACAGCAGUUUGGAUCUGACCACAACAUGUGUCUCCUCCUCUGCACCUUCCAAGACCUCCUUAAUAAUGAACCCACAUGCCUCUACCAAUGGACAGCUCUCAGUCCACACCCCCAAAAGGGAAAGUUUGUCCCAUGAGGAGCAUCCCCAUAGCCAUCCUCUCUAUGGACAUGGUGUAUGCAAGUGGCCAGGCUGUGAAGCAGUGUGCGAAGAUUUCCAAUCAUUUCUAAAACAUCUCAACAGUGAGCAUGCGCUGGACGAUAGAAGUACAGCUCAAUGUAGAGUACAAAUGCAGGUUGUACAGCAGUUAGAGCUACAGCUUGCAAAAGACAAAGAGCGCCUGCAAGCCAUGAUGACCCAUCUGCACGUGAAGUCUACCGAACCCAAAGCCGCCCCUCAGCCCCUGAAUCUGGUAUCAAGUGUCACACUCUCCAAGUCUGCAUCUGAGGCUUCUCCACAGAGCUUACCUCAUACUCCAACGACCCCAACCGCCCCCAUCACUCCCGUCACCCAAGGCCCCUCCGUCAUCACCACCACCAGCAUGCAUACGGUGGGACCCAUCCGCAGGCGGUACUCAGACAAAUACAACGUGCCCAUUUCUUCAGCAGAUAUUGCGCAGAACCAAGAAUUUUAUAAGAACGCAGAAGUUAGACCACCAUUUACAUAUGCAUCUUUAAUUAGGCAGGCCAUUCUCGAAUCUCCAGAAAAGCAGCUAACACUAAAUGAAAUCUAUAACUGGUUCACACGAAUGUUUGCUUACUUUCGACGCAAUGCUGCCACGUGGAAGGGUGCCAUUCGCACCAACCUCUCACUGCAUAAGUGCUUUAUCAGAGUAGAGGAUGAGUUUGGGUCCUUUUGGACAGUUGAUGAUGAAGAGUUUAAACGUGGCCGCCAUAUUCAACGAGGCCGUCCUCGCAAAUACUGCCCCGGUGAAAACUUUGACGAGCUUGUCACACAUAACCCUUCCCUUAUUAAAAACAUGCAGAGCAGCCACGCCUACUGCACACCCCUCAACGCAGCUUUACAGGCUUCGAUGGCUGAGAAUAGUAUACCUCUAUACACUACCGCUUCCAUGGGAAAUCCCACUCUGGGCAACUUAGCCAGCGCAAUACGGGAAGAGCUGAACGGGGCAAUGGAACAUACCAACAGCAAUGAGAGUGACAGCAGUCCGGGCAGAUCCCCUAUGCAAGCCGUGCAUCCUGUGCAUGUCAAAGAAGAGCCCCUCGAUCCAGAGGAAGCUGAAGGGCCUCUAUCCUUAGUGACAACAGCCAACCACAGUCCAGAUUUUGACCACGACAGAGAUUACGAAGACGAACCAGUAAACGAGGACAUGGAAUGAACGUCUCUGGGCGGGCCAACCCCAAGAACGAAGAUUGGGAAAACAAAAACAAAACACAACACGUCAAAAGUUAGCAGUGAAAUUGUUCUCCAUUUGUUGUACAGUCGGGAGGAUUUUCACUCCAUUUUGACAACUCUGAAACGUGUUAACUCUUAGUGCCAUCAAGAAUCCCAUUUGGGAGUAUUUUUGAUUUUUCUACUUUUUGUUGAAAAAAGGAAUUUGUACUCUGUGCAUUGGAUGGACUUGUUUGGUACUUGGGAUUUUCCUCUCUUAACAGUCAACAUCAGUGUUGUAAAUUUGCUAAACUGAUUCACUUCUAGCAGCAGACUUUGAACUGCAGUCCUGCCAGCGUUGGACACGAGGACACCCAACUGAGCAUGUGCACCCGAGCUGCAGACCAAGCCUCUGCCCAGAAUUUAAGGAUUCCAAUGGACGACCUAUUUGCACAGUACUGCAUGUUGAUUAUCACUGCCUUUACUCCUUUUUUUUUUUUUUUUUUUUUUUGUUCGUUUUGUUUUUGUUUUGCUUCCAGUUGGGAUGGGGAAGGCCUUUGUGUGUGUAUUGGGGGGAGGGGGUUAAAAAGUCAUAUCCCAAACUUUUUAAUGUAUUGCUUUUUCCCCCCCCACCCCCCGCUUCUACUAUUACCAUUUUAAGUUCUGACCUCAGGCCUCCAUUUGGGCCCACGGCCUCACGGAGGCUUCAAGUUUUCUGUACCUUGUGAUGAAUGUUAAUAGGUGUUUUUAUUAUACAAGAGCUGAAUGUCAUUUCUCGUUCGUAGUUUCCUGUCACUCAUUCCAGUUUCCCUUCAGACAUCACCACGUUUUCUCCAAAGUCAAAAAACAUUCCGUUUUGGUCUUUUUUCAAAAAGGUCCCAAAUGCUGCACUCUACACAUGAAGGUCCUCUCACACAGACGUGAAGUCCUGCCAGAAAGAGAAUGAAUGACAGAAAAAAAAAAAAAAAAAAACAUAAUAGAGACACCCCAGGAACAAUGCAGAUUCAUUCCACGAAGCCGUAUUGGAGGUGGGAAGGGGGCUGUUUCAGAUUUGGUUUUGGUGGGGUUUUUGGUUUUUUGGUUUUUGGUGUUUUCUUUCUUGCAGCGACCACCGUGGUUAAUCAGUGCCACAGCAUUUUCCCAGCACAAGGAAAGCUAGGCAGCAUGUCCCCCCCAAGAUCUCCUCCAGAGCGACCGUGUGGUUGUUGGAAGGCUCUCCCUUGGGUGACCACAUUGCCAUGGGCCACAGGGUCACUGAUGCUAGCAAACCAGCAUGGGUUGCUUUGUUCGCAAAAUGGCCAAAAAGCUGGCUUUCCAGGAGCAACUCCGCUGAAAGUCGUGGCGGCGGCGCUGAAUUUAAACAUCAGUCCAGACCUGCUUGGUGGCAUUAAUCUGUUUGAAUGCAAAUUAGAUUUCAGAUUGAAUUUGUUAUGGAAGUUAAUGAGGACUCAGUUCAGCUAAUGCUAAAGUGUUCAUUUCAAACGUGCAAAUUCGGUACUGCAGUUCAGUUUGUUAUGCAAUAUUAUCACACCAAGCCAGUAUCCAAAACUAACGGUAGAAGAUAUCGAGGGGGUGCGGGGGGCCCGCAUGUGGUGCCCCUGGGCGUUUGGAGAAACAUACAUGACGCACAGAACAUGACAGUCACUGGUCAGUACAACCUCAGUCCUUAGGACCCCUCAACGCUUCCACUCUGCACCCACUUUCCUGUCACUCAUUUAUUUAUCUAGGACCGUAGCUUUUGUUUUUAGUUUUGAGAGCCUUUCGGAGCUUAAUUUAUAUUCUUUGUACCUUUUUAUUUUUUUUUCUAAAAUUACCAAAGAUAUUACACAAAGGUAAAUUAUGUUCUCUGUUUUAUGCUUUAUCUGAUGAAGCCAAAUAUCCUCUUAUUGUUGAUCAAAGGAGGCGAAAGAAUUUAGAGGCAAUUGAUGAGUUCUAGGCUAUUGCUAACCUGAGAAAGAGAACUGCUCCUUCGUCAUAGAAUAAAUUUAGCAGACCAAGUAGGUAAUGGAACCAAAGUUGUUACUUUUGUUAUUUUUUUUUUCUUUUCUUGUUCUGUACCUCAACAGAGACCAAAACUCAUAGAGCGAGGUUACGGGGCUGCUGAAGGUGUUACAGGAGCGAAGGAAGGAAGGGAGUCCCGUCUCAGAAACCUGAAUGAAUGCCACUGAAAAUUAGGGAGUAACCAGUAAAGGAGACAGUCGAGAUAAAGUGGAAAGAAAACAGAAAAGCUUCUACAAUGCAACUCAAACACAUAGUAGCAUUUCUAGAGUAUAUAUUUUGUUUUCCAGAGAGAUCAUAUGUCACUUUGGUUUUAAGAACCAUGCUAGGAUCACUGCAUCAAUUUUGCUUUGCCUUGGCAUUGAUCUUCCAGUUUUUUGUUUGGUUUUUAAUAAUGUUUCCCUUUUUUUUUUUUUUUUUUUUUCCUGAUUAGGCUUUGGUCAGCAUUUUUCAUUAAAAAAAAAAAAAAAAAGUAACACUCCCGUCCACUCAUAAGCUUGGUACAAAAACUUCUUUGCAAGUUUCUUUUGAAGCUUCACUCUGCUUUCUGUAUAAAGGGCAGUCUGUGGUCACUCGAGACUUUUUUUUUUUUUUUAAACUUUUCCAGGCAGCUUCAUGAUGUGCAGGCAGUAGCCAGACAGGGUCAUGGGAAGGGGGCCCUGUGCUUCUAAACUGAGUGGUUGCUGGUUAGUUUGGUAUUCAAAAGAGGAUAAAAAUCUGGUAGAUUAGUUCAUUCUCAGCAUGUGUAGCUAGACAUGAGUAAAGAUAACAGCAUGAGAAACUGUUAGUACGCAUACCUCAGUUCAAACCUUUAGGGAAUGAUGAAAAUUUAAAAAAAAUACAUUUCACUCAGUUGCACUUAGUCGUAUGUCUUGCAUGCUUAGUCUAAAGACUGUAGCAAAAAGAAAAAAAAAAGAAAAAUUAGAUUUUACAUAUCUUUGCAGGUAUCACAGCCCUGCAGAAGAACCAACUGAAAAAAAAAAUUCUCAGGCUUUACAGCAAGCAAACUUCACUAUGAUUUUUACAAUUCUGAUUCUGUAUCCCUGGGGGGGUGUUCCAGUCGCUUCUUUAGGAUGGGGUUUAUUAUGUUGUACAUAUAUUCCAAUGUGUCUGUGUGAAUCUUUGUCUUUUUUGGGGGAGGGCGGAGGGCGGUUCUUUUUUUAGAUAUUGUUCCUAAAAAGGAAUAAAUGCAUACACCUGUUUGUCAAAACACCUUUGCUUUUUGUGCAACUGCUUUAUAUUAACGAUACUAAAAAAAAAAAAAUAGCUUUGGAAAAAAACUACUGUAUGUAAUGGGAUUGCAGAAUAUGCUGCACAUGUAUUUUAUUUAGUUAUCCUUGCUUUAAGAAUAUUGGAUGACAUUUCCUGACAUGUGGGAGGGAGAAGUUCCCUAACCUUUUUUUUUUUUUUUUUUUUGGCUUUUAAAUUGUAACAUAGUUGACAGAUUUUUUUUUUUCUGUUCUCAUUGAUCAGAGCAUUUUGUACAGAUUUGUGUGUGUGUGUGUAUGUGUGUGCGCGGGUAUGUGUGUUAAUCUGUUUUUUGAUACAUUCCUAUCCCUUGUGUUUAUCCUACCACUGCCUUCCUGGCUAUCUUAAACCAGUUCAUACAUUUGAAAAGAGAAAAAAAAAUGCUGUUUUAAAAAAUGUUUUCUCCUGCUGCAGUAAAUAUUUUGCAUGAUGAAAUGCCAGGGUCACACUUUCAAAGUUUAUCAGUGAAGUAGUGAUUAAUAAUGGGGAGUUGUCAAAGCUAUUGAACUUUUUGUAUAAAAAAAAAAAAAAGAAAACUUUACAAAGGUGCCAAGAUGUAAAGACAAUUUGUUACUUUUUUUUUUUUUUUUUUUUCAAAGAAAAGCAUACAUGAGGGAGUUAGUCCCUUGUAUCAGGCAAAUGCACUGUCAGGAAUGAGAAUCCAUCCUCCUUGUCCCUAGAGUCUGUCCUUGUAAGAGAGUGACACUGCCUGCAGUGAACCAGCAGUGAAAUGAAGCAUCAAGGCUUCUGUAUGUGGAAGAGUGACCGCCAGCCUCCCCACCUUCGGACAGCUCUGCCUCGAUUUCCAGCAUCCCAUCAGACCCAGUAAAGAAUACCUUGGAUUCUUCACCCCAAAUCUGAUUGAUGGAAAUCACUAGCUAUUUUAUCAUGAAAAAAAAAAGUUAAAAAAAAUAUUUCCUCUCCUUUCUACAUUCCAGCUGAGCUCCGUUUCCAAGGGUACGAAGAACAGCAUGCUCAUAAGAAUUUUGAAUCUUUUGGGUACCUGUUGGUUCAUGGUAUCCCCUCUUGAUAUUUUGGAUGGUUUUGAAUGUCGGUUUCGCUUUUUUAUCCUGAGAAUGAGACUUAACGUUGCUAAAGGCAUUUAAUGGGCCCAGUGUAGUUCCCACGAUCUCUGCUACCCAGAAGCCUUGAUGAAGAUGGUACAGUCCGGACUGUGAGCACGGUGCUUCGUGGAUUUGUGCUGCCAGUAACAAGAAUUUUUUCUGUUUCGUUUUGUUUUGAUAAGGCAUAAAAGAAACUCAUUCCUUGACAUCAACUGUAAUUCCAUCAUUCCGUGUCUGUGGAUACAGACAAUAAAAAAAAAAUGUUGUGUAGUCAGUACUCAUUACUGACAUGAUAGCAUUCUCAAAUGCAAUAAAAAUGCUGGUUGUUCACACUGGUAGUAAAAA
Messenger RNA from Canis lupus familiaris (dog), 7401 nucleotides. It is a transcript of the gene FOXP1, whose product is annotated as forkhead box P1. Gene Ontology annotation, biological process: regulation of transcription by RNA polymerase II. Lineage: Eukaryota; Metazoa; Chordata; Mammalia; Carnivora; Canidae. The record is from RefSeq and is a predicted model, not a curated record. Gene Ontology annotation, molecular function: DNA-binding transcription repressor activity, RNA polymerase II-specific; RNA polymerase II cis-regulatory region sequence-specific DNA binding. Gene Ontology annotation, cellular component: nucleus. The coding region runs from base 669 to 2753 and encodes 694 amino acids. The transcript has 20 exons.